This is a messenger RNA of Amoebophrya sp. A25, 5623 nucleotides long. The record is from the annotation of a GenBank genome assembly. NCBI's taxonomy places the organism in Eukaryota, Dinophyceae, Syndiniales, Amoebophryaceae.
CUCUGUGUUAACAGCUCUUUUUUUCAUGCUCCAUGUUAUCUUCCUUCUGAGGCUGGGCCCAGUUGGUGUCCUGGAGGAAGUGCGGCAGGACUAUCAGCAAAUCAAACAAGACCCGUACAGCUGCUGUCAAGCCAAAGCUGUAUGCACCACAAAAUGAAAAUCUAUUUCACGAUAAGAUCCAUCAUCAUCAAUAACUGAGCCUGAAGCUGUACUUUGAUGUACCGUGUACUAUACACCAGAUACUGUCAGAUACUUACAGUACUAGGUACUGCUGCGUCUGUCGUGAACUAUAAGCAGGUUCGUGAUGAACACUAAAUACCUAUCAAUCUAUUCUGUAAUUGCUCUUUGCACACCCGUCUAAGGACUGGGUAUAUCAUCAUCAUUCUUGUAAUAGCAACAGGAAUUUGUUUUCUCUGUUAUAGAGUUUGUAGAUCCGCGUGGAAGGCUUGUUGGUCCUCUUUUCAUUGGAUUUUUUAUUCGCGGAUUUGCGCAAUGAAUUAGAAUUAUGUGUUUUUCAUCUAGUAAAGACAUGUGAUCAUGUAGUAGAGAGCCAGCGUGAAGAAGAUGACUGUCCGUUUUUUUAGCGCCCAACAUCGAGAUGAGAGUAAAGAAAUGAUCUCUGAUUGUCAUCGAGUGAAAAAGUUCCAACAAGACAAAAAUGAAAGUCACGACCCAGCUUGCCGCUGAAAAUAUGCUGAGCAAGAACCUACUACACGUCCCGAGCACGUCGUCCACGAAUCUUAUUCAUUGGCCCUACAACUAGAACUACCAACCAGUACUUUUCGCAAUCGAUAAGUACGCUCACAUCUCGCCGUACAACGGAUACGUAGGGGACACUUUCGAAUCUUAUGCUGUGAACUCUAUAUGUUAAUUCACUAAAAAAUAUAAACUCGUAGAUGAACAAGGACUAGGUGGUGUUGCUGGUCGUGGCAGGAGCUCGAUGGAGAAUUGCAGAAUAAACUUGUCAAAGAAAUCUACUAGUAAUUUCGAUUUCCACAGGACCACCACCACUUCUAGGUAGUACAUCACCAUCGAGCCGUACAAGUAUACGGUCUUGAAGCAGAAACUCUCCACACUCACUCUUCUAAAUUUCGACUCUGCUGCCGUCUACUUGACCCUUCUUGUUAUAGCACCGUCUUCGCCUUGGACUACAACUAGAAGAGCUUUCCUCUGAACAAGAUGAAUAGCUCUAGCGGUUUCGUCGGUUUGUCCAAGCCACAGGGCGUUUACAACGCUGCUGCAAGGUGCCAAACUUGUAAUGCUAUUGGUCACUGGAGCUAUGAGUGUCCGAACCGCGGUCAGCUCCAAAGCUAUACGGUGCGGCCGACGAAGAAUAAGAAGAAGAUGAACGAGGAACUUCCACCCGACGAAGAGAAAAAGAAAAGCAGUUUUCUCCAAGAAGAUUAUCAUUUAUGCUUGCAAGAAACGCUAUUUUUAAAGCUGGACCUGGACCCCUCGAUCUGUCUUGACGCGCCUUGAUGAACUGUCAAUGAUGGAGCAGGACAGAUCCGGACGAGACAGAUCCAGGAAAUUUAUUUACCUUUCAUAUCAUUUUGUGCCUCUAUUGGAGUCUACUGGUACUGGAGUAGGAGGUGAAGAUGGGGAGCAAGGACGAAAGAACGGCACACGUGGGUCUUCUUCUUCUACGAGGAACCACGUUGGCGAAGGAAAGGAUGCCACUUCAUCUUCCAGAAGAGAUUUGCAUGAUGAGAGUGAUUACGAAGGUAGAAAACGAGGUGGACGGAAUAGGGCUACUUCUAGUUCUAGAAAUACCACUAGAAGUACUAGCAAUGGAGCAGAAAAUCAUGGUUCUUUUUUCCAUCCCCCGACCGUCGACGAGGAGGGGACCACAGUCAUCCUCGAGGGAGACCAUCACUUGGACAAGAGAAAUAACUCGCCCUCUGGAGCAGUAGAGGUCCGCGGUCGCGGCGCUGUGCGAGGUCGGGGAACACGGCAUUUUGCCGGAUCGGACAGUGAUGAGGAUGAUUUUUUCAACAAGAGGCUGCGCGAAGAUGACAACAACUGGGUGGGAAGGGGUGGACAUCGGUCGAGCGGUGGACCACACAGCAAGUUAAGCAAAGGCGGCGGCAAGAUGAACGGAGGUCACCAUAUUAAAGGGGGUACUAGUUGUAAAGAUCAACAUCAAAAGGGCGGCAAAAACAAUAAAGGUACUAGGCAGGUGGAUGCUCAAAUAAACAGCUUUCUUCAUCCGGAAGAUAGAGACCAGAUGUACAACAAUGAUGCAAACGGCGAUCGUCAGCAUCGUGGAGGUGCUUCAGGAAAAGUAGGAAAAGGAGGAGGUAAGCACCACAAGGGCUACAACGUGAUCAACAAUUAUAGCAGUUCGAAGCCGCACCACCUUCAACAAGGAGGCGUGAAUUACGGGAUGUCACCCGUCUCUCGAGGAGGAGGAGAUCAAGACCACCUCGGUGGACGCAACGACGUAGACCAUCGCAGAUCGUACCCUUCGUCACUGAUUGGCGGAGGGGGAACUGGAAUUAUAGGAAAUGGAGGAGCGUUUGUUCAGCAUCAAGAUGACAGUAGAAGGCGAAACAAGAGUACUAGGGGGCGCCGUGGAGGCAAAAAUGGAGGACGCGGCGAAGAUAAUUCCUUUGAUAGUGAUUCCGAGGAGGACAGCCAGUCCGAGUCUGAUGCCUCUCCUGACCGAAGGAGCGGUAGCCGCGGGUCUCGUCGUCGCGGCAUGCGUAUCGAGCUGCGCGAGCGCUCACGAUCGCGGCAAGCACGAGAUGGUCGACGAAGCAAAAAUGCGACAAGAAGCAACAAACACGAGAAAACAAAUCAUCAGCUGCUCUCCUCUAGAUCUAGUAAACAUGAGGACGAUCAUAAGCUCUCGACGACGGCUCGAAAUCGCUCUGGCGGGGGGGCGAACAAGGGCCGAGCUGUGCUUAGUAGCAAUAAGCGUGGGCGUGGCCGUAAAGAGACCAGUCGUGGUGGAGGACGCGACGUGGACGUCGACUCCGGCAGCAGCGCGUCUGGAAGCAGCAGCGAUGAUGACGAAGAGAGCAGUGACGAUUCCUCGUCCGAGAGCGGUGACGAUGACGAUUCAAACUCUGGGGACGAGGACGAUGAUAGCUCUUCCUCUUCCUUAGAGCAGGAACAUGAGCGUUCCUCGAAGCGCGGAAGCCGCGCCGACCCUUCUAAGAUUGCGUUGAAGGGCAGACCUGCUCCUGGAGCUCCUAUUAGUACUUCCUCGAAGAGUAAAAUGCUGGCAGAAAGCAAAGGGUCGUCGUCCACUGCUACUUCGCGAAGACUAGGACAGCAUCACGAAGUAGGUACUGUGCAGGAUAUUUUGCAAGCGUCUGCCGUCUCCGCCGGUAGUAAGACAGGGGACCACGCCGCGGGGGCAACGAGCUCCGCAGAUCAUGGGACAAAGGCUAAAAAUGCCGGCGUAGGAACAAAAAUAAAAAACGGAAAAAAGGUGAGUUCUUCUGUCGGACAACAGCUUGUUGGUUCCUCAUCAUCAUCAUCGACAGUAUUAAAUAACGUUGUUAAAGAUCAUGAUGUUGAGAACAAGAAAAGCAAUUAUAGUAGUAGGGAUCAUCAUCAUCAUAAGGAUGUCAAUCGGGGAGGUCGUGACACCAGUUGUAGCUCAUCGUCCUCCAGCGAGAGCGCGUGCGGGAGGACAAGCAAAAACAAGAAGCAAGGGGAUCGAGUAGAAGACGCUAGAAGGGGACGACGGGGGGCUCCUGGUGGUGGCAGAGAUCGAGCGGGAAAGAAGCGUCCUCCUACGAGGGGAGGUGAAGAUGCUUCUCGACGGACCAAGAAACGCACCGGAUCCAAAUCCGAAGUAGGAGCUGCGAACAAAACUAGUACUACAACUUCUGCGGCGGGGGGAGCUUCUUCGUCAGGAGGCACUUCUAGUGUUGCUGUUGUAGGUGGAACUACAAAUACUUCUAGUACUACAGCUAUUAAAACAGCUAAAAUAAAUGCUAGUGCUACGAAGACCACGAAGCAUAACAAGAUUAAGAAGGCAGCUCCUGAGCAGCAUUCGGAUUCGAGUGACUCUGAUGAUGAGCUCUCGGAGUCCAGCGAUUCUGGGGACGAAGAAGGUUCUGGCUCUAGCGGUGAGUCUAGCGAUUCUGGAGAGUCUAGUGAUUCUGGAGAGUCUAGCGACUCCGACUCGGACGAACCGUCGGAAUCCGCCUCUCAUCGCCGCCCCCAGCCAAAACGACGCAAACAGAAGUAAUUCACUGUAUGUAAUUCACUAAAUAUGUUAGACUUACUUAAAAUGUUCUUCGUAAAUUUGAACAAAGAACCGAUAUCGAAGUGACUGAAAUAGGAGAGGUAGCGGUAAAAGGCUACUGCUGCGGUAUCAGUGCCUCGGUUAUUUUCAUCAGUUACUUGUUCAUGCCAGUUUAAUUUUAGAAUACACGUUCUUGUUCCCGUCGCUACUAGAAGUCGCAAGAACGUAAGAUCGACAAGAAAAAAUUGCUCACAUUGAUGAAAUUGUGCUACAACUAGUACUUGUAGCUAUCUAGCGGCAUCUUCUUCUUCAUAAUUACUACAGUAGAGACUCACUUUUAGUCUAAAAAAACCUCAAGUAGUCGAGCAUGCUAUUAUUACGGAGACUACUCACUGGGAAGGCGUCCGCACAGUCAUUUUCGUAUCAACAGCGUUGUGGACUAGGACUAGAGUGGCAUACUUAUUGCUACUCAUUUACUCAUAUUGCUAUUCUUGGCCCACUUCUGUAUGAGAAAUUAACUUCUCUCCAACUCGUUCCUCUUCAGUUUUAGGUUUGUCUAGACGCAUUAAAGAACAAGUGUCGAAUCAUUCCACUGCACGAUCAUGAUUCAGAUUUACUAGGCUUAAGCGUCUGGUGACAGUACCCUCUUGAUGGGACAACCCCUCGCUAGAAGCAGCGCAUGCAGAACUUGUCUGCUGUCGUCGAACAUUUUUUAGUAGAUAAUUACACGUACGUCGUGUAUCAGCCAUUGUUUUAGCCGUGUUACCACCUUAUUGUUCUCAGUUGCUUGUCAUGAUUCAAUCGUUGAAUGAUGUAUGCAGUGAUAGCAUUGAAUGUAUUAAAUUUAAAUGUUGUAGUUUAAUAAUCAAUGAAAACGCAGCAAGUACCAGCAGAUGUUGAGCGAAUUUCGUUCCACCUUACUUGUUUAAGGACAUUCAACCAAGUAGUGGAACGAGAGCAGUCGUCUUCGUCAACUGCCCACUUCUCUGCAUCUUCAAGACUUGAACCUACGCCAUUCUCUUCUCAGUAGUUGGUAGACGUCGAAGCGGUAGCUAACGAAUUAUCCACGCACCAAACUAGAUUCUAGUACUUCUUGUUGGUUCCAGCAACAUCUCAACAGUGGUAAUAGUAGGAACAAGUAGGUAGAGCGAUCCAGAUGAUUUAGGCUGCCUUGAAGGUCUGAUUAGACUGUAUUGACUGCAACAACUUGGAUAAAGAGCCUACUAGACCUUCAUCUAUUUUCAAACCUCUACUUUUUAUAGUUGCUAAUAUCUUCCCCAUCAACUUCUACAACGUGCAGUCAAAAAUGCCCUCCACACGAACGCUCAAGAUGAAAGAGCCCAUCUACUUAACAAUCUGAAUCUGAAUCAAUUGUUCAACGCAAAGCUGCUUGGGAUCCUGCUGCUCGUGGCCUCAAGU